AUGGGCAUUAGUGGUGGACCUUCCAGAGCCAAGAGAUCUCAUGAGAUCCUAGUGCAGUGGCUUGUGGGUGCCUCCUCGGCAGGACGGCAGGAUCCUCGUGUGUCCUGCCUCACCCACGGUCUGUGCCCCGUGGAGCCCGGCUUGCAGACAGCAGCAGCUGUGUCCAUGGGCUCCACCGACCACCAGUUCAGCCUUGCAGAGAUCCUGUCUCAGAACUACGGCAUCCAGGAGGGGCGCGAGGCAGCCUCAGGGGGUCCUGAGAAGCCUGAGGAAGAGUUAGACAAGGACUUCAUCUCCCAGAGCAGUGAGAUGCCCCUGGAUGAGCUGCUGGCUCUCUACGGCUACGAGGCCUCGGACCCCAUCUCAGAGCAGGAGAGUGAGGGCCCCGACGCUGCCCCGCUCCCAGACAUGACCCUGGACAAGGAACAGAUCGCGAAGGAUUUGCUCUCAGGAGAGGAGGAGGAGGAGACACAGUCAUCUGCUGAUGACCUCACCCCGUCUGUGACUGCCCACUCGGCCUCAGCCCUGUUCCCCAGCCAGAGUGGACCCCGUUUCCUGGCCAGUGGAGACAAAGAACCCAGCUCUUCCUCCUCCUCGGACACUGAGGAGGACUCUCUUCCUGCCAACAAGUGUAAGAAGGAGAUCAUGGUGGGACCUCAGUUCCAAGCAGACCUCAGCAGCCUGCACCUGAGCAGACACAGCGAGAAGAUCUACGAGAAUGAGGACCAGCUGCUCUGGGACCCCCACAUCUUGCCGGAGCGGGAGGUAGAGGAGUUCCUGUACCGCGCUGUGACACGGCGGUGGGACGAGGCCGCUGGGCCCCAGCUCCCAGACGGGGAGACGGUGAAGGACAGCGAGCAGGCCCUGUACGAGCUGGUGCGCUGCAGUUUCAAUGCUGAGGAGGCGCUGCGGAGGCUGCGCUUCAACGUCAAGGUGAUCCGAGAUGGCUUCUGCGCCUGGAGUGAGGAGGAGUGCAGGAACUUUGAGCACGGUUUCCGCGUGCACGGGAAGAACUUCCACCUGAUCCAAGCCAACAAGGUGCGCACGCGAUCGGUGGGCGAGUGUGUGGAGUACUACUACCUGUGGAAGAAAUCCGAACGCUUCGACUACUUCACGCAGCAGACGCGCCUGGGCCGGAGGAAGUACGUCCCGUCCGGAACCACGGAUGCGGACCAGGACCUGGAGAGUGGGGACCCCGACGGCCCUGGGCGCCCCCGCUCCUCACCACCCCUGCCCGCCACCACCAACUGCCUGGGCCCCCAGCAAGAUGCCCUGGGGGGCCUGUGCCCAGAGCCGCUGAGCGUGGAUGACCCCACUCGGGGUCUGAAUGGCCUUGGUGAGCCUGGAACCGAUGCCCUCCCGACCUCGGAGCCCUGCCCCUUCCAGCCGCUGGAUGAGCCCCUGCCCCAGAGGCCCUCACCCCUGGCCGACCCGGCCUUCUACCCAGCAGUCCCGGAGCCCAGCGCCCGCCCCCGGCUCGCAGUGGACUUGGCUCUGCCAGGACCCCUUCCUGAGGAACUGCCCCUCAUCUCCAACCACGUGGGUCUGGACGGAGACCCUGCGCAGGUGGCCUUGUCGGUGGCGGAAUUCGGACUUAUUGGCAUCGGGGACGUGAACCCCUUCCUGGCCCCCGGGCUGCACACAGAGCCCCUGUCACACUGUAACGUGAUGACCUGCUGA
Messenger RNA from Chrysochloris asiatica (Cape golden mole), 1680 nucleotides. It is a transcript of the gene MIER2, whose product is annotated as mesoderm induction early response 1, family member 2. The record is from RefSeq and is a predicted model, not a curated record. Gene Ontology annotation, molecular function: histone deacetylase binding; transcription corepressor activity. Gene Ontology annotation, biological process: negative regulation of transcription by RNA polymerase II. The transcript has 14 exons. Lineage: Eukaryota; Metazoa; Chordata; Mammalia; Afrosoricida; Chrysochloridae. Gene Ontology annotation, cellular component: nucleoplasm. Bases 1 to 1680 code for a protein of 559 amino acids.